UGUCACCUAUAAGUUAUAUAUCCUCACCUAUCGUUGUAUCCAGGCUAUUAUCUAACUCUGUCUUUCCGUCUGUUGAUCUGUCUGUUGUCUCAUUGCUAUAUACUUCAUUUUCCUGUUUUUCCGUCUGUCUGUCUAUCUGUCCUGCGUCACCUCACUUCCCAUUCCCUUUGUAAUUAUUAUCUCUAUUUUUUUAUCUUUGCUAUAACCUGUCUUUCUGUCUGUCUGCCUAUCUGUCCUGCGUCACCUCACUUCCCACUGUCUCUGCUGUCAUCAACCUAACUACCUGUCUUCCCGUCUGUCUAUAUGUCUGUUAUCACUUUGUUUUAAUCUGUCUGCCUACUUGUCCUGCAUUACGUGGAGCAGCGAGGUCGGGCGGUACAGAGGGGUCAGCCGAGUGCUAGCCACGGUGGCCCUGCUUGCCCUGGUAGCUACUGUCGUCCUCAAGUCGUCCUCAUCUCACGACUCAGAACAGAUGGAGGUUAUAAAACAGCGAAUGGCGGAUCGCAGUGCACGCGUGGCGAGAGCAUGUCAGCAGCACAGCGGCACGCUCCUGCAGCAGUACUCGAGUUGGCUGGGAGCGGCGGCCGAGUGGGCAGCGGUGAAUCGUAGUCUUGUAACCAACCCUGACCUGCUGGUGUUUCGCGACCAAGGACUCAUCUGGUGCAAGGUCCCUAAAGUGGCCUCCACCGCGCUGGUCCACGGGUUCCUGCGGGUGUUGGGUCGGAGUGACCUCAUAGACACCCAGGCGCGGGGCCGCCUCCACAAGUGCAUUCGCGACAUGCUGCCACACCCCUCGCCGCAUGAGAACCUCUCCUCCUUCACUGCCUUCAUGGUCGUCAGGCAUCCUUUCCAGAGGGUUCUCUCAGCUUACAGGGACAAGUUGAUGAACCGGUUGGAGAAUUCUCAGUUUCAAAUAUUUCAAAACAAAUACGGCAAACUCAUCAUCCAGAACCACAGGCGACACCCGCAGAGCAAACAGUACGAGGACGUGCCCACCUUUGGAGAGUUUGUGGACUACCUGAUUGCCACCCCAGUUUGGGAAUAUAACGAACACUGGCUACCCUACUACAUGACCUGCACGCCUUGCCAUUACCGGCACGACAUCAUCAUGCAUUUGGAUUCCAUUGCAGAAGAGGGAAAGUAUCUUGUGCACGUUACUGGCCUUCAGGAGCUGUUCCCCAGACACGCCCACGUCACCGUCAAAGCCUCACACACUCACUCGAAUCAAGAGAAUAAACCAGGAAAGUUAAAUUUAAGUGAUUAUGAAGUCCAAUAUCUUCACCGUGAUAUUCAGACCGGUGGAACCAAAUCCUCCACAGAAGCAGGAUUUUUCUCCGAACUUGACGUGCAGCAAUUAAAGAAGUUGUAUUCUGUAUAUAGGAUAGACUUUGACAUGUUCAAUUUUGACAUUAGUCCUUAUGAUAGUUACGUAAAAGGUCAUUGACAUAUAUUUAUUGGGUAUAUAGCCUUCAAAUCACUUCUUACGGUAUUGAGGUAAAUGUAGUUCAUGUGCCAUAAUUAUAAUCACUCAACAACAAUAACAACCAAAACAUUACCAUUUCACCAACAUAGAACAU
Molecule: messenger RNA, 1577 nt
Organism: Eriocheir sinensis (Chinese mitten crab)
Lineage: Eukaryota; Metazoa; Arthropoda; Malacostraca; Decapoda; Varunidae
Product: carbohydrate sulfotransferase 11-like
Exons: 5
Coding region: 473-1444 (323 amino acids)
Biological process (GO): carbohydrate biosynthetic process
Cellular component (GO): membrane
Molecular function (GO): sulfotransferase activity
Source: RefSeq, a predicted model, not a curated record